CUCCUACCUGUUUAUAUAUUAAUGGCUGACCAGAUGUCGUAUGUGGACGUACGGCCCACUUUCCUGUCUCUCCCCUCUCCUCCUCUCCGGUUGCCCGGGUUUCUUGUCCGUGUACUACUUCUGUUCCCUCUCCUUCUCCUUCACUCGGUCCAGUCUCUCCCUGCUCUCUUGUAGUCAUGACUGCUGCGCACAGUGCUACUAACGGCCAUUCCAAUGGCACCGCAAACGCUCAUGCCAGACAACGGACGCCUCUGCGGCCGGGAAUCUACUCCCCCACCAUGACCUUCUUCGACCCGGAGACCGAGGACAUCGACAUCCCUACCAUCAAGAAACACGCCGUGCGGCUUGCUGAGGCGGGACUCGUGGGUCUAGUGACCAUGGGCUCCAACGGAGAAGCAGUCCAUCUGUCCCGGGCCGAGAAGGCGGCCAUCACGCGAGCAACCCGAGAAGCCCUGGACGAAGCAGGCUACCAAAACGUACCCGUCAUUGUAGGAGCCUCGGAGCACGGCAUACGCCUGACUAUUGAGCUGUGCAAGGAAGCUGCCGCGGCGGGAGGAGAAUACGUGCUGCUGGUGCCGCCGAGCUACUACCGCUAUGCCAUGGACGAGGAAGCCAUCUACGAAUACUUCACAAAGGUGGCCGACGGAUCACCGCUGCCCGUCAUCCUGUACAACUACCCCGGAGCCGUGGCUGGCAUAGACAUGGACAGCGACCUCAUCAUCAAACUCGCCAAGCAUCCCAACAUCGUGGGCACAAAAUUCACCUGCGGCAACACGGGCAAGCUCACGCGCGUCGCCCUGGCCACGAACGCGACCACCACCAAGAGCGCCGGAAGCGGAUACAUGGCCUUUGGCGGCAUGGCGGACUUCACGGCGCAGACGGCGGCGAGCGGCGGCUCGGGCAUCAUCGCGGGAGGCGCAAACGUGAUCCCCAAGACGUGCGUCAAGGUGUGGAACCUCUGGGCCGAGGGCAAAUACGACGAGGCGCUGGCGCUGCAGAAGGUGCUCAGCAAGGGCGACUGGGUGCUGACCAAGGCGGCCAUUCCCGGCACCAAGUCGGCCAUCCAGUCGUACUUUGGCUACGGCGGGUAUCCGCGCCGUCCGCUCAAGCGGCUCAGCCAGGAACAGGCGGAUGCGGUGGCCGAGGGGAUCCGCGAGGUCAUGGAGGUGGAGAAGAGCUUAUAGCUAUGUCUUGUCGCGUCGUUUCAUGCCAUGUCGGUUUCGCGUCGCAUUUUUCCCUGGUACAAAUGUUUCGUGGUUCAUGAAAGGCAUUUGUAUGCAUUUCCAAAAUUCCCUUGUACUCUUGGGGCUUAUUGCGUCUAGCGGUGUUGUUGCACUAAGCCAGCAAACUACCUAGGUACCCAGUCGCCCGUGCACAUGGCGUGGCGUGUAUGUGACUGUGUAUGGGAGGGAGUGAAGUCCCACAGAUAGCCCGCAUACGCGAUAUUCCACAUACUCUUUCGUCACCGUAAUCGAA
This is a messenger RNA of Westerdykella ornata, 1476 nucleotides long. RefSeq names its product aldolase. Gene Ontology annotation, molecular function: 4-hydroxy-tetrahydrodipicolinate synthase activity. The record is from RefSeq and is a predicted model, not a curated record. Bases 177 to 1184 code for a protein of 335 amino acids. The transcript has a single exon. NCBI's taxonomy places the organism in Eukaryota, Fungi, Ascomycota, Dothideomycetes, Pleosporales, Sporormiaceae.